UACAUAUACAAGUUAUACAUUACACAUACAAAGAUGACCCCCGUUAUUAACUGACGUUUAUGUGCUUUUCUCGUCUUUUCUGGUCUUUUGCCUCUUUUUACACCACCACGUCAACCCCCCCCUUCGAACUGCAGGUUAAGUCCGACCCAAGGACCCAUCCGUGUCGAUGUUCCCAUAAUCCUAUUAUUUAUUUUCGACGCUUCCGUCUUUUUUAGUCCCUCGUAUUUUCCCUUUUUGGUCUCGUUUUUUGCCUCGCGCCUGGGACGUUCCAGAAUCCAGAACCAGAAAUCCCGAAUUCUCCUCCCCUCUCCCAGCUCCUCCUCUGGAUCUCCGUCUCGUACCAUUCACCGUACCUUCUUCCCCCUUCUCUCUCUCUCUCUCUGUCCACCCGAUUCCCCCCCCCCUUUCUUCUUGGCUCGGCUCAGCUCGGUGAGGAUGAGAUCACCGGAAUUGGCUCCCCUUCGAUCUUAAUUACUUUUUGGCUCGUGCCCCUCGGACCCAAUCACCUGGCUGCACCGCCAUCUUGCCCGACUUGUCGACCUGCCCGAUUCUUCCGCUGCACCUUCGGAGUAGCCUUUUUCUCUAUUUUUCUUUUGCUCUUUGGCAUUUUUGGUUUUCCAGCUCCAUACCUUUCCUUUGCCUCGCGCCAGCAACAAAAGGAAUCCACCAAUUGUGAAUUGUUCGGCUUAGUGGCGGUCCGAUAGAGACGACCAGGACCGCGAUCUCUUCGAUCUUGCAUACUCACGGCUGGCUGGAUCUCUAAUUACAUUCGACUUUCAAAAAGUGCCAGACGUCGCAAGGAACCCAAACAGAAAAGCAUGUGUGGGCCUGAUCCGGCUCUGUACGAUUGACUCGGAUUUUCCAUGGGACACACGCGACGGCUUCUACACAGGGCUGUGUGUCACUCUUGCGGCAAACGUUUCAUCUUAUGAGGCGAAUCGCCGUCCCCGUAAGUUCUCUCUUCAGCCCUACUCGGUCUGGUCAUUUUACCCUGAUCACCCGCCUACUUCUCCUGCCCUAUAUGCAUGUCACUUAUCACCUAAUCCUAUCUACCACCAUCACUCCUCCACUUUCAUCUACUCCGCCUAGUCCUAGGCCUGGGUCACCCAAACGCUGUCCGCUCACUCGCGCUCUUUGCAACUCUUCCUUCGGUGCCCCCCGGUCUGACUCUCAACUAGCUGCUAGCCAUACUUCCAGCCGCAUGAACACUGAUCUUCCAGUCCUGGCGUCCUGGAUACGCACGUCGCCGUCGGCUCGCGCUUGCUGACCCCAUCUUGAGGCUGGUCCAUUCUCGUUUCUUCGUCUUCGGAUGCGCCGUGGUUAAACGCUCCCCAUACGGCUGGUUUCACGACGCUCGCAACUCAACUGGAUUGGGUCAUUGCUGCGACACCAUCUGAAUUCCAUCUGCUUAUCUUUUUUUUUUCUCCUCAACCAACUGGAACUCCAUUUUGCCACCAGAGGGUUUUUUGAUCCUUUUUAUCUUAUUUUGUCUUUUUCUUUUCUGUCCUAUUUCCUCGGUCAUCUCGUGAGGCUGUCAUCCGGCCGUUCUCCGCCAUCCCCGCCUGCUCGGCCGUGUCUCUCAGCCUCAGCCCGUUCAUGCUAGCUUCGCUUCAUUUCUCCCACUUCCAAUUGCCCCCGAUCAAAAGAGGAUGGACCCACGAAUGUCGUCGCCGAGCUUCUAUGAUUUCAAGGCCCAUCACGACCGCCAUUCCGAACGCGUCCAUAUCAUGACCAACUCGUCAUUCUCAUCGCACGGCCCACUACCCAUACCUUCUCGGCCCGUCAUGCACACGGCUCCGCCGCCUUUACCUCCACCGCCUCGGAUUCGCGAUCUCGAAAAUGGCUACGAUGCGGGUUGGUUGUAUGCCAAUUCGAGCCGCUCAACGACCAGUCUUCCCCCGAUCAACCCGAAUUCGAGUCUUUUCGGAGGCCAUCGACGACCGGAUUCUGCGCCGCGGAGUGAUCGUAUGGCAGUGGAUGAGUUAGAAGGGCGACAAAGUCGAUUGCCGCUUUCGCGCAGUCCGGAAGCACAGAUUAAAAUUGAGCCGCCACCUCCUACGGAUGAGGGAUUCCCUAAUUCUAUGUCCGUUAACGCGACUGGUCCUAUUUUGAAGGGCGAGCAGAACUUUUCGCUGCGCAGCGUCAAAGACUCGUCAAAUGCAUACGAUCAACAUGUACUUUCAAAGAUUGGAAAUUCGCUUUCGCAACGAAAUUCGAUCAGCCAAGGAUCGGAUCACCGAGGCUCUAUUUCCGCACUGACCGUCCCGUCGAUUCCGUCGCGCGCAUCCACCAAUCUUCCAUCCCCGGGGCCAUCAGAAGCAGGCUCGACUCUGGACGUGAAAUGGUAUAGCAGCCCUCAAUCGGGUGGUGUGUCACCCAGGACCAAAGUUGGAUGGAGGGAGUACAUCGAGGGACGCAGCCCGAGCGUGGAAAGCAAUGCGCCUUCUUCGGCACUGGAUUACGACUAUAUGCGGGAUACCGGGCGAAGACGAUAUCAAGGAAUGACGCCUUCCAGGGAAGAUAGUAUCAGUUUACCCAGCCGCUCCAACCGCGGAAGUUACGACCAAGGUGUUUUCUCCGACAUCGAUGGCGAGUUUUCUACCGACGAUCUGGCUCCACCACGACAAUUUAUCCUCCGGGAACCCACGCCGCCAUACCCCGAGGGUUCGAGGCAGGGCAUGAAGCGACGAGCAUCUUCACCACCACGGGAGCCGAUGGGCGAUGAUAGGCAUACCUUGCAUCUGGCGACGAGUAAUGGUGAUCUUUCGCAACGACGGACGAGUGGACAACCAUUUACGAACACGCUUUCAGUGAAUCCCAGCUAUGCUCCGAGCCACAGGACUCUUUCGGCGGCAUCAUCGCUCAGUAUUCGAACCUCUGGAUCAUACUCAUCUGCUCUUUCGAUUGGGGGUAGCAGCAUGACUAGCCUCUCGCCGUACGAUCGGCCAUCUCCGGGAGGCCUCUCGCCCAGCUCCGAUCUGGAUACGUUUCACGAAAAGUCGAUUUUGAACCCGAGCUCCCCUGUUUUGCUGAUGCAGUCACUUCCGAGGCCCGUGGGUGGUUCGAGUACUCUUGAGCCACCCGCUACCGAUGCCACAGGGAAAGUGUCUAUGCCUAUUAUUCUGGGUGUUCCCAAGGCGUCGGCCACAUCAAAGAUGGGCGGACUGUAUAUCUGUGAUUGUUGUCCGAAGAAACCCAAGAAGUUUGACAAUCCGGAUGAUCUCCGCUCUCACGAAAUGGAAAAGCAAUACUCCUGCCAAUACUGCAACAAUCGCUUCAAGAACAAAAACGAAGCAGAGCGUCACCAAAACUCCCUACAUCUCCGCCGCCACUCCUGGUCCUGUGCCGCUCUCACAAGCUUUCAAGCCGCCUUCCACGGCUCAGCCUCUCCAUCCUACCAAACCAACGCGGGCCCUUCGUACGACUCAUGCGGGUACUGUGGCGAAGAAUUUCCCAACUUCCCACGCCCCGACUGGGAUCGCCGAUUCGAGCACCUGACGACCGUGCACAAAUUCGGCGAGUGCAACAACGCGAAGAAGUUCUUCCGCGCGGACCAUUUCCGCCAGCAUCUGAAGCAUAGCCAUGCAGGCAGUAGCGGCAAGUGGACCAAUAUUCUUGAGAAUGCGUGCAUGAAGGAGGAACAGCCGCCCGAACCAAGGGAUAAGUCUGGAAGCGUGUCUGGGCCGCAACGCUCGGGAUCUUUGACCUCAAAUACCAUUGAUGAGGUUCUUAGUGAGCAGUGACAUUUGCUUGGGCGCGCUGCGCCCGGUCUGUGGUUUGGCCUUUUCUGCAUUGCUGUCUUACAGCUUUGCUUCUCCUCUUGCCUGAUCUCGAAAGAGCGGUGGGUCACAUUCAAUCUUCACUAUAUACACUGCGUCGGUGUCCGUUUUCCCAUAUCCAUCUUCCAGAGAUGACGGGAUCUCACUAAACCAAAAGUCAAAAGCACAACCAAAAUAUACAAAAUCCAAGCUUCUCAAAAGUGACCUUCAUGAAAGGCGCACUCGGGCAUUGGAUAUAAUGACAUGACACGAUCUCCACUUACCUCCCUUCUACCACCAGUGCUCAUUCAGUUCUUGUUAUUCUUUUACCGUCAUUUUGUUUUACCGUUCGAAGGAAAGCAGGGCAGGGCAGAACGAGGAGUUUUCGUGUAUCCCUCGGUCUUGGGGUUUGGGUUACAGAUUCCGUGUAUACCUGGUGCAUCAUUACCUGGGUGGAUUGAAUCUUUGUUAUGUCUCCAUGAUUCGGAGUAUUUUUUCUUCCUUUCUUUUCAUUUUGUCAUGAUCGGUGGAGUCGGUGCAUGGUUGGGGGGUCUGGACUUUUUAUGGUUUUGGGCUUUUCAAAAGAACGCCCUUUUUUUCCCUGCUCAUAUAGGUAUAUACUCCCCCUUGUAUAUAGGAACUGAAAUUAGACCGCAGUCGGUGGCUUCUUUUUACAUUUUGUCUGGACUGUUGUUUUCG
Messenger RNA from Penicillium brasilianum, 4457 nucleotides. NCBI's taxonomy places the organism in Eukaryota, Fungi, Ascomycota, Eurotiomycetes, Eurotiales, Aspergillaceae. The record is from the annotation of a GenBank genome assembly.